GGUUUAACGCGAAUUUGGUCAUUAGAAGUACCAGGAGCCACUGUCUUUGUUUAUGCUGCUAUAUUGGUGACUUCAAACUCAUAACCACAUCGAUUUUCAUGGCAGUUCUGUGAUCAAGCUAUGCGAGAACAGGCGCACAAAGUCUCUCCACAGUAUAACGAAAACUCUGUAACUGCAUUUUUAAGCAGUUGUGCAUUCGUAGCGUUCCUGAAACUGAAUCUGUACUGAAUCAUUGUAACCAUGGUUCGGAUGUUUGGACUGCUUCUGACGGCCACCGGGCCCAUCAAAACAAAUGCAGUGGGCAAAAAUACUAGUGCAAUUGCAGCGUUGAAGUAUUGUGGGUCGACGGUGACGAAUGUGGGUUUAAAGAGAAGUCUGUUGCUUGGAGGAAAACAAGUCACUGCUUUCGCCAGGUUGCUCUCCGUGAAGCCUCCAAGAGGUUUUGAGAAGUAUUUCCCCAAGCAGAGUGAAGAUUCUGGAGAGUCCCCUGGUGUCAUGAAAUCAUGUGAUGAACCCAAAAAUGUGAACUCCAAUGAUCCUCUUCCAAGUGAAACUAGAAGGAAAGUACAUUGGGGAGGUAGUGGCAGAAAGGAAGGAGGAGGUGGACAUGGAGGAGGAGACAAAGGCGGAGAUGACAGCUGGUGGACCCGCAUACAGAGGGGCGACUUCCCGUGGGACAAGAAACAUUUCCAGUACAUGGCUUUUGCAGCCGCCGGAAUGCUGUCAGCGUUUGUUUACUUGCACUUAAGGGAGACCGGAAGAGAGAUCUCCUGGAGAGAUUUUGUGAACCACUACCUCACACGAAGACUGGUUGACCGUCUUGAAGUGAUUAACAAGCAGUACGUCAAAGUGAUCCCAGCACCAGGAGUGCACACUUCUGAUGUGAGUUACCUGUGGUUCAACAUAGGAAGUGUGGAGACAUUCGAGCGUAACCUUGAGCUGGCACAGCAGGAGCUGGGCAUGGAAUCUCCUCACAAAGUGCCAGUGGUGUACAGCACGGAGAGCGAUGGAUCCUUCCUGAUGAACAUCCUCCCUACAGCACUUCUGAUUGGAUUCCUGCUCUUCACUCUGAGGCAAGGGCCAAUGAUGGGUGGCCGUGGGGGUGGUGGGGGCGGGGCCCGAAACAACCCCUACAGCAUGAGUGAAUCCAAAGCCAAGAUGAUGAAGGGCAACAUUGACGUCAGGUUUAAGGACGUGGCUGGCUGUGAAGAGGCCAAGAUUGAGAUCAUGGAGUUUGUGAACUUCCUGAAAAGCCCUAAACAAUACCAAGACCUAGGAGCCAAAAUCCCCAAGGGUGCUGUCUUAUCAGGACCCCCAGGGACUGGGAAGACUCUACUGGCCAAAGCCAUGGCUGGAGAGGCCAACGUCCCUUUCAUCUCAGUCAGUGGCUCAGAGUUUCAGGAGGUGUAUGUUGGAGUUGGGCCAGCUAGGAUGAGAGACAUGUUCGACAUGGCCAGAAAGAAUGCUCCGUGCAUCCUCUUCAUCGACGAGAUCGAUGCCGUGGGCAGAAAGAGGGGCAAGGGGGAGUUUGGUGGGCAGAGCGAGCAGGAGAACACGCUGAACCAGCUGCUGGUGGAGAUGGACGGCUUCAAAAGCAGCACCAACGUGGUCGUCUUGGCAGGAACCAAUCGAGUGGACGUCUUGGACCCUGCUCUGAUGAGGCCUGGCCGAUUCGACAGGCAGAUCUACAUCGGUCCACCUGACAUCAAAGGCAGGGCGUCUAUCUUUAAGGUGCAUCUGCGUCCACUGAGGCUGGACCUCAGUAUAGAUCCAGAUGUCCUUGCCAGGAAGCUUGCUGCUUUAACCCCUGGCUUCACCGGUGCUGACAUAGCCAAUGUGUGCAAUGAAGCAGCACUCAUUGCUGCCAGACAUCUCAACAAGUCAAUCAAGGCUAAGCACUUUCAACAGGCCAUUGAUAGAGUUGUUGGAGGGCUGGAGAAGAAGACCCAGGUCCUUCAGCUCACUGAGAAGACAACAGUGGCCUACCAUGAAGCGGGCCAUGCUGUGGUGGGCUGGUUCCUGGAACAUGCUGACCCCCUUCUCAAGGUGUCUAUCAUUCCUCGAGGGAAAGGCCUGGGUUAUGCGCAGUACCUGCCGAAGGAGCAGUACCUCUUCACCCGCGAGCAGCUUUUUGACAGGAUGUGUAUGAUGCUGGGAGGUCGAGUGGCGGAGCAGACGUUCUUUGGCAGGAUAACCACGGGGGCCCAGGAUGACUUGAGGAAGGUCACACAGUCUGCCUAUGCACAGAUUGUACAGUUUGGCAUGAAUGACUCCCUGGGUCAGAUGUCCUAUGACCUGCCCCAGCCAGGGGAGCUCAUGUCUGAGAAGCCUUACAGUGAAGCCACGGCGCAGCUCAUCGACCGAGAGGUGCGCCAACUUAUCGACAAGGCCUUCGUAGCGACGCAGCAGCUCAUCACCGCCAAACAGGAUUUAGUGGAACUGGUUGGUAAGCGACUUUUAGAGAAUGAAGUCUUGGACAAAGGGGACAUGUUGGAGCUGCUGGGGCCAAGGCCCUUCGAGGAGAAAUCGUCCUACGAGGAGUUUGUGGAGGGCACAGGCACUUUUGAGGAGGACACAAGUCUUCCUGACGGCUUGAAAAACUGGAACCAGGAGAAGAAUGAGUCUGAGGAUCCCCCACAGCAGCUUAAAGGGGCCGUGUACUUGUAGUCUGAUAGUAGGGCUUGGGGGCAUAACCUGGAGCUUGGCCUUCUCCCAGCAGGAUCAGUGGAGAGCUGUGGGGAUACUGGACACACUGUACAUACUGUACGGGUGCAGUGGGGUAAGAGGCUUUGGUUUCAAAGCUGACCUGCUUCCCUAGAUGGACAGUUCAAUUCCACUGACCUGGAAUGUGCAGUCUUCUGAACGUUAUGUUCAGCUGUUUUUUUUAAGGUGCUGGAUUAUGCGCGUUGCAAGGCGAUACUGGACACAUUUGAUUUCAAGGUGGCAGCAGAGGACUUCACCGUAAGGAAAAAAAGGAGAAGGUUACGUGAUGCCAUGUAGGCCUAGAUUUUUAAACAGCUGAUAAAGUUUACAAAUGUUUCUUUAAAGCCAAAAUUGUAUAGGCUAAUGUUGAGGUUUUGCUCAACCGUUGCCGUCAGGUUGGCUGGGUCAUUUGUGUUCAGAAAAUAGUCGAACUGAUUUGAGGUUGUUCUUUUGUCAACCUAGGUGUACAUUAUAUUGGCGUUCGUAACAUAGACUGUUAUGGAAACGUGACCAGUAAGUUUCAAAUUUGUCCGGUAAAAUAAGUUAUUUCCGUACACCGGAUCGGAAACCCUGGUUUGUGUGUGUGUGUGUGUGUGUGUGUAUGUGUGCGUGCGUGCGUGCGUGCCUCUGUAUGUGUCUAAUUUGUGGACGUGGAUUUGUGGUGCUGAAACCAAGAUGUACAUUUCAAUUAAAAUAUGGUGCCUUUUAUUAAAUAUAACAGAAGUUUAUUCAUGUGGUUUCUGAUUUCCAACAUUUUGCAUUCCAGCUGGAAAGAGUUUUUGUCCAUGCUGUUACUCCAAGUGAAGUCAGUUUUUUUUGUCUGUGAAUAAAAAAAGUAAUUUGUACUUUUGAUAGUGUUUGGCAAGAUUUGUCAUGUGUACCAGUAAAAAUGAAGUGAUCAA
Molecule: messenger RNA, 3605 nt
Organism: Clupea harengus (Atlantic herring)
Lineage: Eukaryota; Metazoa; Chordata; Actinopteri; Clupeiformes; Clupeidae
Product: mitochondrial inner membrane m-AAA protease component AFG3L1-like
Biological process (GO): mitochondrial protein processing
Cellular component (GO): m-AAA complex; membrane
Molecular function (GO): ATP binding; ATP-dependent peptidase activity; ATP hydrolysis activity
Source: RefSeq, a predicted model, not a curated record